AUGCGGUGGGAGGCGGUGGCGCUGGCCCUGACGGCCCUCGGCCUGCUGCAGCUGCUGCCCGGCAGCACCCAGGACUGCCUGACCAGGCAGCAAGUGGCCAACCUCCUGCAGCAGGUCCAGAAGCUGCUCUCCUCACACGAAGCGGCCCAGCAGCAGCACCUGCGCGACUUCCGGAAGCAGCUGGCGGUGUUGCACGGCACCCUCCAGAGGGCCAAGCCCAGCGGUACUCAGGCAGAGAGCUGUCCCCUCCUGCCAGCUCCCCUGAAUGGCAGACGGCUGGGCCGGAAGCGGGCUGUGGGCCAUGAGGUGCACUUCACCUGCCAUCUCGGCUUCCGUCUGGCGGGCUCGGAGACACGGACGUGCCUGGAGAACCACACCUGGAGUGGACAGCAGCCCUCCUGCAAAAGUUGGGCCACGCUCAGCAACGCCUCCUUCAGCCGCCAGCCCCGCUGCGCCGACAACCCGCUGGGCUCGCGCCAGUGCAGCUGCGAUGCCGGCUUCCAGAUGCGGGCGGGAGGCCUGUGCCAAGAUGUGGACGAGUGCCAGACCUUCCAGUCCAGCCCCCACACCCGCAUCUGCCUCCACGAGUGCGUCAACCUGCCCGGCUCCUACCAGUGCGUCUGCCCCAGCGGCUACUGGAUCCAGACUGACCAGAAUACCUGCCACGAUCUGGAUGAGUGCGCUGAGAACCAGCACAACUGUAGCCAUGGACAGUCCUGCGUCAACACCUUCGGAGGCUUCCGCUGCGUGCGCCCCGAGUGCCCGAAGACUCAGCUGAACACCAGCUACGUCAAGACUUCAGCCUGGCAGUGUGAGCGCAGCCCCUGCCCCAUGGACAGCAAGGCCUGCCAGCGGGCCGCCCACUCCAUCUCCUUCCACUACUUGCCGCUCCAGUCCAACCGCGGCGUGCCCAGGGUCCUCUUCAAGAUGUCCACCAGCCGCUUUGUGGGGGACAGCCUGCGCUUCGCCAUCCUGGGGGGCAACGGGCAGGGCAAGCUUGCCGUGCAGCGCUCUGACCAGCACACAGGGGAGCUGGUCCUCACCCGGCCGGUGGUGGGGCCGGCCACACUGCAGGCCGAGCUGGAGAUGAGCGAGUACGCCCAGAAGAGCCUUCUGGGGAAGCACAUCUUCAAGAUCACGGUCUUUGUCUCCCAGUACGAAUUCUGAAUCAAUUCG
Molecule: messenger RNA, 1176 nt
Organism: Varanus komodoensis (Komodo dragon)
Lineage: Eukaryota; Metazoa; Chordata; Lepidosauria; Squamata; Varanidae
Product: fibulin-7-like
Exons: 7
Coding region: 1-1167 (388 amino acids)
Molecular function (GO): calcium ion binding
Source: RefSeq, a predicted model, not a curated record